This is a messenger RNA of Microdochium trichocladiopsis, 417 nucleotides long. RefSeq lists its product as uncharacterized. The transcript has a single exon. NCBI's taxonomy places the organism in Eukaryota, Fungi, Ascomycota, Sordariomycetes, Xylariales, Microdochiaceae. The annotation marks the transcript as partial. The record is from RefSeq and is a predicted model, not a curated record.
GUGGCGGGCACCGGUAAAACCACGAUUGCUCGUACCAUCGCCCAACACUAUCAUGAAUUAGAACGUCUUGGCGCAAGCUUUUUCUUCUCCAGGAACACUGGUGGCGAUCUCGUGUCUACCAACAAAUUUGCCUCAGCGAUCGCAGCUCAGCUUGCCGACCACAUCCCCGCGUUAAAACCAUCUGUUACAAGAGCAAACACUUCUAGCCGUCUUCGUCACUUAGGUCUGUUUGAACAAUGGAAGAAGCUCGUCCUCGAGCCGCUAGCAACGCUAGAUGUUACACUCAAAUCUUCGAUAGUUUUUAUGGUGGACGCAUUAGACGAAUGUGCAGAUGAAGAGGAGAUCCGCCUGCUGAUCCACUGUCUUGCUGGUGCUGUAACGGUUCAAGGGGUUCGGCUUCGUGUGUUUGUCACAAGC